GGCAGCAGCAGCGAAGGCUCGGGACUUCUAAAGCCCCCUGAUCCGAUGAUUUAUGUGCCUCCUUUCACAGUAGAUGCUGUCACUGGUGCCACCACAGUCACUGUGAAUUUCAACCACUCUUCUUUCCACACUCCUACAUCACCUACAACUACACCUACAACCAUACCUACAUCUACACCUACACCUACAACCAUACCUACAACUACACCUACUCCUACUUGUUGUAUUACUACAACUACUAGGCCUACACCUACAACUACACCUACAACUACACCUACACCUACAACCAGACCUAUAACUACAACUACACCUACAACCACACCUAUACCUCCUACACCUACACCUACAACCACACCUACAACUACUACGCCUUGUUGUGACAAUACACCUACACCUCCUACACCUACAACUACUACGACUUGUGACAGUACACCUACACCUACACCUCCUACGCCUACAACCACAGCUACACCUGCAACUACUACGCCUUGUUGUGGCACUACGCCAUCUCCAUCAACACCAAACCCUGUUACACGAACAAUUCCUCCCUCAAAGAGCCAGUUUAUGUGUCCUAAUGGAUGGGAGGUGUUCCAGGGACUUUGCUACUACUUUGAGAAUGAGGGCAUGACCUGGCCUCAGGCUCAGUCCAACUGUGCCAUGCUUGAGUCCAGGUUGGUCUCCGUCCACAGUAUUCAGGAGUACGCUUUUCUCCAGCAGUUCACCAACAAUAAUGGAUGGGCAGACGCUUGGCUGGGCGGUUUCUACCUACAGGACAACUGGUUGUGGCUUGAUGGAUCCUGGUUCUAUAACAACAGCUGGAGCAUCGAGUCCCCAGACAGCAGCAACCCCUGCCUACUGCUUAAUUCUAAUGAGGGAUGGAGCAAUUCCCCAUGCAACUCUGGUGGCUUUUCCUCCAUCUGUGUAAAGAACUCCAAUGUCCCAGCAGCGAUGGUGUGUCCUGAAGGCUGGACGGGGUUCCAGGGCCGCUGUUACUACUACAACUCUGACUCUCUGACCUGGCCUGAAGCUGAUUCUAACUGCGCUGAUCUCGAUGCCAGCCUGGUCUCAGUCCACAGCCGUGAGCAGUAUUACUUCCUCUAUCAGCAAACUGUUGCUAAUGACAUCUCUCCAGCCUGGCUCGGUGGAUUCUAUCUUGAGGGCCAGUGGCUGUGGCUCGAUGGUUCCUGGUUCUAUGAGGGAUUCUUUGAUCAGAUGUCUCCGGAAAGCACCAACUCGUGCCUUUCAACAUUCAAUGCUGAUGGUUGGAGCAAUUAUGACUGUGAUAACACCUUCCCUUCGUUUUGUGUGAAGUAUGAGGCUGUGUGAAGGAUGCACUUUGAAUCUACAACCCACACAGACAGGACAGACAGAGUGAUGGAAUAUAUUAGUCAAGUAUUAUUCGAAUCCAAAUGUAUUCUUACCAAAAUUGAAAAGUACUGUAUCUGUCUUGUGCACAUUUUCCAGAGAAAUUAAAGAAUAAUUUAUCAUCCCAGA
Molecule: messenger RNA, 1494 nt
Organism: Micropterus dolomieu (smallmouth bass)
Lineage: Eukaryota; Metazoa; Chordata; Actinopteri; Centrarchiformes; Centrarchidae
Product: macrophage mannose receptor 1-like
Exons: 9
Coding region: 46-1326 (426 amino acids)
Source: RefSeq, a predicted model, not a curated record